GGGUGCGUGUUAAAUGAACAACCAGAGCGACAAUGGUGGCAGUGGCGGUUCUAUAAUGCGGGGCGCUGGGGCGCCGCCCCCCUAAAUGCGAAAUAAUUAUAAAAUAAAAAUUGUUUACUCGUACAAUGCGCCUGGUAGUCUGUCAGCGCCUGCCAGCAUUCAUUAAAAAUUGGUUCCAAAAUCUAAUUGUAUUUGGUUAAUUUCUGUGUGAUUAUAGCCUACUUCCUGGGUGAAGGGCGCCGGCCAAAUUACAUUACAUUUAUUUGAGUGUGUAUGUAAGUCUUUCAACUUUUGGCAAGCAGGUGACCUGAGGCUGCUCUCUAAAUGGUUGCUUCAGAUUUUCCACGGGGCGCAGAGCUGCGCCCCAGACACUCUUACUUUUAUUGGCAGCGAAUUGGUAUUGUUUUUAUGUUUUUAGAUCUAAUGUGAUUGGACAAUUCUCGACGCUAUCUUUCAUGUUCACGCCCGCCAUUAAUAUAACUACGGAUACGCGACUGUCACUCCUGCUCCUUAGCUAGCUGACCGGUACUUUCAGGAGAUGGCAACUUCAAGUAGAACUGCGGAAAUCAAAUAAAAUUUGGUAUUUCCUUACAAAAACGCCCUUUCACAAGGCGUUCACUGGAAGAAAAAAAGAGGAUGAAGGAACUUGGACCGGACCGACCCAUUUUACAAAUUCAGCAGCAGGCAAGUGAUCGAGGACGAGCAUACACCCGGAACGGGCUCUUGUUAUGACAAACGGAGUUGGCUAGCUGGAUGUGGUCUUCUUCCUUGAAGACUCCCGGUCUCCGCUUUUAAAACCCCCGGCUCACUGUUGAACAAUCAGUGGCAAUCAGCGCAGUCGAACAAUUAGCAAUUUUCGGUGCCGAUUACCUCCACCUGACAGCUGUGACGUUGGAUCCGAGAGCCGCUCCUGUCACUCUCUCUCUGCAGCUGACGCCAAACCACGCCCACCCUACCACAAUCUUUGGCAGGAGCUGGAUUUAUUGCCAUUGGAUUUUGGGCCUGGAGUGAAAAGGGGAUGCUGUCGGACCUAACCCAGGUGACACGGUCGCAAGGUUUUGACCCUGUGUGGUUGGUUCUGAUAGUAGGAGGGGUCUCCUUCAUCCUGGGAUUUGCAGGCUGUGUGGGAGCACUGCGGGAGAACAUCUGCCUGCUCAAGUUUUUUUCAGGUCUCAUUUGUUUCAUCCUUUUCCUGGAACUCCUGGCGGCCGUUCUGGCCUUCGUCUUUAAGGACUCCCUGAAGGAAUGGAUUAAUGACUUCUUCCUAGCCAACAUCAAAGCCUACAGGGAUGACAUUGAUCUGCAGAAUGUCAUUGACUCUUUGCAGAGACUGAAUUUCUGCUGUGGCGCCAGAGACCCGAACGACUGGGACCUGAACGUUUAUUUCAACUGCACCAAGAGCAACCCCAGCAGGGAGCGAUGUGGAGUUCCCUUCUCCUGCUGCCUCUCUGACCCCGCGGACAAUGUGGUGAACACGCAGUGUGGCUACGAUGUCAGAGAAACAAAGGGUGACUGGAGCACCUCCAUCUACACCAAGGGCUGCAUUUCAGCUCUGGAGGAGUGGCUGCCGCGGAACAUCUACAUCGUGGCUGGAGUCUUUAUCGGCAUAUCCCUGCUUCAGAUGGUGGGAAUUUUCCUGGCACGGGCUCUGAUGACCGACAUCAUGCAAAGCAGGUUCUACGACUGAAGAGGCAGGUUGUGGCUUGCUCCAGAGCAUAACAUGGAAGUGCCUUAAUCCAUCUCCCAUCUCGUGCAUCAUGUGUUGGCCAAACAUGUACGGCAGUACCAUGCCCUCCACCAUCUUACACUGGAGAAGAGCACUGGUACCCAGCAUGCACUUUUGCCAGGAGUGUGGAUGAGACUUCAUGCAUACAGCUUUAUUUUCAUUAUUUCACAAAGAGCCUUUUAUAAAGGGAGUUUUUGUACUGGAUUUGCACAAAUGUGUAAUUCUCUUUUAUAAAGUGUGUUAAUAAAAUAUAUUUGCUUUUUAUUCUGUAAGAUGUCUCGAUAAUGUACGUAAACUUUAACAUACAUUUUCUAUAGAAUUUUCAGUGGAAGAUUUUAUAUCAUUGGUAAACAUGGUUCAGUAUUUAAGCCCACUAACUGGGGCAGUGAUGUCUGUCUAGUUGGAAAGAGUACCAGCAUGCACUGAAGCACACCUGACUCCUGCUCAUUGGGCGUGACUGAAAAUGUGAAAAUAUGUCUGUUCUGAACUGCAGCAGCUCAUAUUACUCAUUAGAAUUUUUCUGAGUUUAUUAGCUUUGAGAAACUUUGUGUGCUUUACUGCUCCCUGGUGUUUACAUGAGUAAACUGCAGAAAUUGGUUUUAUUAUUAAAAAGCAUAAUCAACCAUUUGUCUUAACUAUGAACUUUUGAAAACAAAGAUUUGUACCGGUCUGAAAGUGCAUCAAUGUUCAAUUAAUAUUGAAAUCUUAACCCAGAGACUGGUACCAGAUUGAUUGUAUCUAGAUUUGUACAAGAUUGAAAGUGCAUUAAUCAGUGAUUAAAUGCAGAAAAUGACUUUGGGGUGUGGUGGUGUCAAGGAGAGAGUUACCCAGAAAUUUCUCUAGCCAUUUAAUGUAAUUUCAUAAAUGCUUAAAUUUUCCUACUUUUGAACACUAUGAUUGGUUAAGUCCUGUGCUUUAAAAGACCUUUCACAUAACUGUCAAAAAAAGUAAUCUGUACCCUUUUCAAAGUUAAGCAAUUACCUGCUUUCGUUUUUCCUCUGAGAAAUUGUAAAUGCCCGUUAUUUACACAUUGAUGUACAACACCAUUUACAUAUUUUUCCAAAGUGGACCAUCAGAAAUAUUGCUGCUGGGGAGUUUCAUUUGCAUGUCUAAUGGUGCAAGCUGGAAAGACUAUUUACAUGGCUCUAAAGUAGCUGUAUAAAGUGACUCAUGCGUAA
Messenger RNA from Anguilla anguilla (European eel), 2904 nucleotides. Its product is annotated as tetraspanin-14-like. The transcript has 10 exons. Gene Ontology annotation, cellular component: membrane. The record is from RefSeq and is a predicted model, not a curated record. Gene Ontology annotation, biological process: regulation of vascular endothelial growth factor signaling pathway; protein maturation; protein localization to plasma membrane. Lineage: Eukaryota; Metazoa; Chordata; Actinopteri; Anguilliformes; Anguillidae. Bases 1019 to 1687 code for a protein of 222 amino acids.